This is a messenger RNA of Bufo gargarizans (Asiatic toad), 2913 nucleotides long. Its product is annotated as proline-rich protein 36-like. Bases 1 to 2913 code for a protein of 970 amino acids. NCBI's taxonomy places the organism in Eukaryota, Metazoa, Chordata, Amphibia, Anura, Bufonidae. The transcript has 2 exons. The record is from RefSeq and is a predicted model, not a curated record.
AUGGCACCUCGGAUGAACUCUUUUCUGGUGGAGAACUCGAUGGUUAUCAACCUUGGAGUGAACGACCUUGCCUUCUGCUUUGAUAGAUUCCUGAUUAGCUCCAUCUUGCCCAUGGUCCACAGAACUCCGCCACUCAUCCUGCGUGCCCCGCCGCCAGCUCCGCCACUCAUCCUGCGUGCCCCGCCGUCAGCUCCGCCACUCAUCCUGCGUGCCCCGCCGUCAACUCCGCCACUCAUCCUGCGUGCCCCGCCGUCAGCUCCGCCACUCAUCCUGCGUGCCCCGCCGUCAGCUCCGCCACUCAUCCUGCGUGCCCCGCCGUCAGCUCCGCCACUCAUCCUGCGUGCCCCGCCGUCAACUCCGCCACUCAUCCUGCGUGCCCCGCCGUCAGCUCCGCCACUCAUCCUGCGUGCCCCGCCGUCAGCUCCGCCACUCAUCCUGCGUGCCCCGCCGUCAACUCCGCCACUCAUCCUGCGUGCCCCGCCGUCAACUCCGCCACUCAUCCUGCGUGCCCCGCCGUCAACUCCGCCACUCAUCCUGCGUGCCCCGCCGUCAGCUCCGCCACUCAUCCUGCGUGCCCCGCCGUCAGCUCCGCCACUCAUCCUGCGUGCCCCGCCGUCAGCUCCGCCACUCAUCCUGCGUGCCCCGCCGUCAGCUCCGCCACUCAUCCUGCGUGCCCCGCCGUCAGCUCCGCCACUCAUCCUGCGUGCCCCGCCGUCAGCUCCGCCACUCAUCCUGCGUGCCCCGCCGUCAGCUCCGCCACUCAUCCUGCGUGCCCCGCCGUCAUCUCCGCCACUCAUCCUGCGUGCCCCGCCGUCAGCUCCGCCACUCAUCUUGCGUGCCCUGCCGUCAGCUCCGCGCCACAUCCUGCGUGCCCUGCCGUCAGCUCCACCACUCAUCUUGCGUGCCCUGCCGUCAGCUCCGCACCACAUCCUGCGUGCCCUGCCGUCAGCUCCGCCACUCAUCCUGCGUGCCCCGCCGUCAGCUCCGCCACUCAUCCUGCGUGCCCCGCCGUCAGCUCCGCCACUCAUCCUGCGUGCCCCGCCGUCAGCUCCGCCACUCAUCCUGCGUGCCCCGCCGUCAGCUCCGCCACUCAUCCUGCGUGCCCCGCCGUCAGCUCCGCCACUCAUCCUGCGUGCCCCGCCGUCAGCUCCGCCACUCAUCCUGCGUGCCCCGCCGUCAGCUCCGCCACUCAUCCUGCGUGCCCCGCCGUCAGCUCCGCCACUCAUCCUGCGUGCCCCGCCGUCAGCUCCGCCACUCAUCCUGCGUGCCCCGCCGUCAGCUCCGCCACUCAUCCUGCGUGCCCCGCCGUCAGCUCCGCCACUCAUCCUGCGUGCCCCGCCGUCAGCUCCGCCACUCAUCCUGCGUGCCCCGCCGUCAGCUCCGCCACUCAUCCUGCGUGCCCCGCCGUCAGCUCCGCCACUCAUCCUGCGUGCCCCGCCGUCAGCUCCGCCACUCAUCCUGCGUGCCCCGCCGUCAGCUCCGCCACUCAUCCUGCGUGCCCCGCCGUCAGCUCCGCCACUCAUCCUGCGUGCCCCGCCGUCAGCUCCGCCACUCAUCCUGCGUGCCCCGCCGUCAGCUCCGCCACUCAUCCUGCGUGCCCCGCCGUCAACUCCGCCACUCAUCCUGCGUGCCCCGCCGUCAGCUCCGCCACUCAUCUUGCGUGCCCCGCCGUCAGCUCCGCGCCACAUCCUGCGUGCCCCGCCGUCAACUCCGCCACUCAUCUUGCGUGCCCUGCCGUCAGCUCCGCGACACAUCCUGCGUGCCCUGCCGUCAGCUCCGCCACUCAUCCUGCGUGCCCUACCGUCAGCUCCACCACUCAACCUGCGUGCUCUGCCGUCAGCUCCGCCACUCAUCCUGCGUGCGCUGCCCUCAGCUCCGCCACUCAUCCUGCGUGCGCUGCCGUCAGCUCCGCCACUCAUCCUGCGUGCGCUGCCGUCAGCUGCGCCACUCAUCCUGCGUGCGCUGCCGUCAGCUGCGCCACUCAUCCUGCGUGCGCUGCCGUCAGCUGCGCCACUCAUCCUGCGUGCGCUGCCGUCAGCUCCGCCACUCAUCCUGCGUGCGCUGCCGUCAGCUGCGCCACUCAUCCUGCGUGCGCUGCCGUCAGCUGCGCCACUCAUCCUGCGUGCGCUGCCCUUAGCUCCGCCACUCAUCCUGCGUGCGCUGCCGUCAGCUCCGCGCCACAUCCUGCGUGCCCUGCCGUCAGCUCCGCCACUCAUCUUGCGUGCCCCGCCGUCAGCUCCGCGCCACAUCCUGCGUGCCCCGCCGUCAGCUCCGCCACUCAUCCUGCGUGCCCCGCCGUCAGCUCCGCCACUCAUCCUGCGUGCCCCGCCGUCAACUCCGCCACUCAUCCUGCGUGCCCCGCCGUCAACUCCGCCACUCAUCCUGCGUGCCCCGCCGUCAGCUCCGCCACUCAUCCUGCGUGCCCGGCCGUCAGCUCCGCCACUCAUCCUGCGUACCCCGCCGUCAGCUCCGCCACUCAUCCUGCGUGCCCCGCCGUCAGCUCCCCCACUCAACCUGCGUGCUCUGCCGUCAGCUCCGCCACUCAUCCUGCGUGCGCUGCCCUUAGCUCCCCCACUCAACCUGCGUGCUCUGCCGUCAGCUCCGCCACUCAUCCUGCGUGCGCUGCCCUUAGCUCCGCCACUCAUCCUGCGUGCGCUGCCGUCAGCUGCGCCACUCAUCCUGCGUGCGCUGCCGUCAGCUGCGCCACUCAUCCUGCGUGCGCUGCCGUCAGCUGCGCCACUCAUCCUGCGUGCGCUGCCGUCAGCUGCGCCACUCAUCCUGCGUGCGCUGCCGUCAGCUGCGCCACUCAUCCUGCGUGCGCUGCCGUCAGCUCCGCCACUCAUCCUGCGUGCGCUGCCGUCAGCUGCGCCACUCAAGCUGCCGUCAGCUCGGCCACUCCACCACUGUGUAUGA